This is a messenger RNA of Trematosphaeria pertusa, 1187 nucleotides long. RefSeq lists its product as uncharacterized. Bases 152 to 1030 code for a protein of 292 amino acids. Gene Ontology annotation, biological process: phosphatidylinositol biosynthetic process. The record is from RefSeq and is a predicted model, not a curated record. Lineage: Eukaryota; Fungi; Ascomycota; Dothideomycetes; Pleosporales; Trematosphaeriaceae. Gene Ontology annotation, molecular function: CDP-diacylglycerol-inositol 3-phosphatidyltransferase activity. The transcript is spliced from 4 exons. Gene Ontology annotation, cellular component: Golgi apparatus; membrane.
GGCUUGGAAUUCGCGAAGGAAGAGGCACAGCGACAACACCAGCGAGACUAUUAAAGCGCGGGCUGCAGCGAGACUGAAAAGGCGACUCAAGCGAGAUUCAGAGAUUCUCGAAGGAAAGGACCGCGCGGUGGGCAUCAUUCCAGCUCCUACCAUGGCGAACACACGGGCUAUGGCCAACGGCAACGGCGCCGCUGUCAGAUCCGCGAAAGCAGAGCACGACGAGGAAGAGAACAUCUUUCUCUUUUAUCCCAACCUUAUUGGCUACUCCCGCGUCGUCCUCGCCGUAGCCUCCCUCUACUACAUGCCCCUCCACCCGCGCACGUGCUCUAUCCUCUACAGCAUAUCCUGCCUCCUUGACGCACUCGACGGGCUCGCGGCCCGCAGGUUCGAGCAGAGCACAAAAUUCGGCGCGGUGCUGGACAUGGUGACGGAUCGAUGCACGACGGCGUGCUUGCUGGUUUUCCUAGCGAGCGCGUUCCCGCGGUGGAGCAUUAUCUUCCAGGGUUUAAUUUCGCUAGAUCUAGCGAGCCACUACAUGCAUAUGUAUGCGACGCUGAGUAUGGGUGGGGCGGGCCAGAGCCAUAAGAAGGUGGAAGCCAGCAGGAGCUGGGUGCUGAAGAUGUACUAUUCGAACAACAAAGUCCUCUUCACCUUCUGCGCCCUCAACGAGGUCUUCUUCAUCGCGCUUUACCUCCUCUCGUUCUCCUCGCCCUACCUUUCCCCAACCCUCUUGAAGAACUCAGACUCACCCUCCUCGCUGCAAGCGGGCACUCCAGCCGCACCGAAGCCCUCGAUGAUCUUCACGAGCCCGUGGUCGGCAGGUGCUAUGGAGAUGGCCAGGGCAAACAAAAUGGACUCCACGGUCCCCUGGAUUCUCGCAAUCGUCUCCUCGCCCAUCAUGCUUGGAAAGCAGUGGAUCAACGUGGUCCAGCUUAUCAAGGCAAGCAGGUGGCUCGCUGAGGGCGACAGGGCCGAGCGGAAAAAGCAGGGACUACCUCGGAAGAAGAGCAACGGAAAGAAAAGGCAGUAGAUGCGAGGUAUGUUCCUGCUUUCAUGUCCAGCGAGGGCCUCGAGGCGUGUAGAAGAGGGGAUAUGGCGUUGCAGGGCGGUUUACUCCGGCAUCGCACCCUUUAAGGAUCAUUUACCCCAAGCAUAGGUAUGCGGGGUGGCAUCUUGAGCGCGUCCAU